UGUUUUGAACCCUAACCCCAGAAGAUAUAUAAAGCUGCCCUUGGCUGCUGAAAUCAGAAAGCAAGACAACAUGUCCAUCUUCUGGUGCUGGUUAGUCUGUGUUCUGGUGCUGCUGGGUCAAGCUGGGGCCAAACGGACUGGAAGUAAGACGAAGAGAGCGGUCUGCGGCGUUGGUCUUUUUAGGUGCUCCAACGGUCAGUGCAUUGAGGAGGAGUGGCUGUGCGACACGGAGAACGACUGCGGUAACAACGAGGAUGAAGUGGGUUGCCCUACUGACUGCUCAGGAGAACAUCAGGUGAAGUGUGCUAACGGCCGCUGUGUCCCCCUGGAAUACAGGUGUGAUGGUGACAACGACUGCGGCGACACAACCGAUGAGCAGGGAUGUAACACGUAUAAGUGCUCACAACAUGAAAUCAAAUGCCCCAACAAUGUCAUCUGCUUUCACACUGCGUUUCUGUGUGAUGGCAAGAGGGACUGCCCGGAUGGGUGGGACGAGGUUCGUGCCAACUGCCCAUCCUUUACAGGAUAGAACCGACAUCAUACAUACCGACUGAAACUCUAGGCUACACAAGCCUUUACUUAUAUGUACAAAAGACUACGUACAUGUUGAAUUAAUUUGUAAUAAAAUUCUUGUAAGAUAAAGAGAAUGAAAAACAACAAUAAUAAAAAAUCGUUUGUGGAAACCAGA
This is a messenger RNA of Pomacea canaliculata, 688 nucleotides long. RefSeq names its product very low-density lipoprotein receptor-like. NCBI's taxonomy places the organism in Eukaryota, Metazoa, Mollusca, Gastropoda, Architaenioglossa, Ampullariidae. Gene Ontology annotation, molecular function: protein binding. The record is from RefSeq and is a predicted model, not a curated record. The coding region runs from base 71 to 529 and encodes 152 amino acids. The transcript is spliced from 4 exons.